This is a messenger RNA of Effrenium voratum, 285 nucleotides long. The record is from the annotation of a GenBank genome assembly. Lineage: Eukaryota; Dinophyceae; Suessiales; Symbiodiniaceae.
AUGCCAUUGAGGCAUGAACUGAACGAGCGUGCCAUUGGCGAGUGGCAGCUGCGGCUCAUGCCCACGAGCUCCUGGGCGGUUGAGGAUGCCACCGCCGCCGGGGAGUAUCAACGCCAGGAGGUGGACCCGCCGGAGAAGGCGCCAAAGGCGCCGACUGCGAGCUCGAGCCCGGCGAACCCCCCCGGGUCCGGACCGGAGAAAGCGGACUUCGCGGUAGCGGACAAGGUUCGCAACGGCUACCGCUCGGCCAAUACUGCCGCGGAGGUGACCGAGCGCCUGCCUUAG